UUGAGUGUGUAAUUAUGAUUUGAAGCAGGUAACAAAGCACAGAGUAAAAAAGUAAAAGCUCAAAGUACCAGAAACACUCUGUAAAUGGAACCAGGUGCAGAAACUGAGGGGAAGGUGAGAAAUGGUCUGGAAUUGGUGAAACAUGUUGAUUUUCUAGGGCCCUCAACACGUUACCAUUCUGUGUUUAAAGGGAAAGCAACAGAUGCUGCAGAUUGUGAAAGAGGCAAGUAUAUGCUCAUUAAAGAAGCUGAUGAAGAACUAGGAACAUACGACAAGCCCCUACCUUGUUUCGGCUGUGGGAUCGGGUGGUUCUCAUUUCUGUUAGGAUUUGUAUUUCCUGUUUUGUGGUAUUAUGCGACUUUACUCUACUUUGGAAAUUACUAUCGAAAGGAUCCUAGGGAGCGAGCUGGUCUUGCUGCGUCUGCUAUCGCUGCAUCGGCGUGGUCAGUUAUGUUAUUAAUUGUUGUAGCCAUUAUUAUACUAUAAAGCUUGAUCAAUCUCUCCAAUGGCUUCUGCUCUUCUCAUGGCAACUUUCUUUGAAGAUGGAUUCCAUUAUUAAAACAUUCAAUUCAACAUGAGUUUUAGCAGCUGUCCAAGGUACACACAUUAGUCAUACAUAUACGACUCAUAACAUGAAAAUUAAUACACAAUCUAAUAUAUAUGUUAUUUUUGUGAUAUACAAAUGUGUAUAUUUAUUUAUAUAUUAUUCCAUAAAAAAAAAUUCUGGAUCUAUUAAGUGACGAGUUCUUCACAAACAUGACAAAUGUAUGUU
Molecule: messenger RNA, 772 nt
Organism: Impatiens glandulifera
Lineage: Eukaryota; Viridiplantae; Streptophyta; Magnoliopsida; Ericales; Balsaminaceae
Product: 60S ribosomal protein L18a-like protein
Exons: 5
Coding region: 85-486 (133 amino acids)
Source: RefSeq, a predicted model, not a curated record